GAAUGCUGCGGGAAUUUUAGGACCAACUUCACAGUCAAUAAUGCGUAAGGGAACGGAGAAAUAACAAAACAUGAGCAAGCUAGCUUUGGAAAGACCUUCCGUAUCCAAUCGAAAGCGAGAUGUUCAACGUUGUAUGCAGCAGGUCUACGCUGCAGACGAUAAAGAGCCAACAAAGCUUAAUGCGUUUGCGAAGAAACAUCGCCCAGUCAAAACGCCCGGGAGCCAAUUGGAAAAGUGUCUCAUUACAUCAGACCUGCUAUCAAUAAAACAUUCCGAACCGUAGUUGCCACUGGACCCCGUUGGCAACCGGCUUCGGGAGCACAAAGAAAUCCUGAAACCAACAAACCACCGGUCUACCAGAAUGAGCAGGUUAAAGCGUGACGCAUCCCCCGCAAGCAUCAAACAAGCGCUUAGUCUCUACCUACUUAGACCCUGGAUGGAAUCCCCCGCGCGGUCCGCUACCAUGGCUCCAGUCUCACCGUCAACACUAGCUCCUCUACAACCUUCGCUGUCGCCUGUACCAUUGCAUAUUAUAAAGGUCCAGGAGAAUAUCCCCAACGAUCGUUUGAAUACACUGCCUAUUACUGAGCUCCAGACAAUGACAACCAAUUGCAACUCUACAAUUGACCAGCGCCUACUCGUUCCUGCACUCGUCGAGAAGCAGGCUGAGCUCAAACUUCCCCAAACCGAAUUAGAGCAUCAGAGCAAAGAAGAUGGCGUCUUCAGAUUCCCCAGAUACAAUAUGGCACAUCAUCGCCCGAGCCCUCCGUCACCAGCACAACAGCAACACCCAAAACCCGACCACCCAUCCACAACCACCAGCACAAGACACAUAUCAGAAAGUCGAAAAGCGAACAGAUCCAUAUACGCUCCCGAGCGAGGCCAGCGAACCCGACGACCCCAAUCAACACAAAUCGCAGACCUCAGCCCCCAGUCCCCGACCUUCGGGCCGCGGAUGGGACAACUCCCAAGCGGCACCGUCUACCGGCGCCGGUGCUCUCUCCCCGCCAACGUACCCGCAAACCCGCAUCCAGCGGGCAUUGAGGCUGAGCUCCAGAGGAGCCAGGCAGCUCUGAGGACGAACCAGGAGAAGCGGAUGCAGUGGGAGGCUGCCUGGGCGUGGGUCGAGCACAACCUCGAAGACUGCGUCCAGCACAUCGCCGACGAUGGCAACAAAAGCAAGGCGGUUGAUCAGUUCGGCGCGAGCCACGACGUCUGGGACGAGCUGCUCACGCUGAAGACUGAGGCUGAGGGGUUGGAGGCGAGGAUCAAGGACCUGGCGGGGGAUGGUCGGACGCAUGUUCCGCUGAGGAGCAGUAUCUAAGGGUUCUCUUUCUCUCAUCGUCGACGAUUCUCCUUCUUUUCUUUUAUCGCUCGGCACGUUGAACUGUGCUGUAGAUAUCACUACACCUCAGUAUAGGAUUAAAACAAAAAAAACCGGACGGGGGGAUGUGAAACCGCAUCCUGACCCCUUGAGGGCCCUCACGGUAACUUAUCGUUUAACAUGCCACUGUUUCUCCUUAUUAGAUUGAAUGCAGGCUUGACAUAUUUUGGCAAGGAACAACGUAUGGUUGAAAAUACAUUGUAGUAUAGUACGUUUAGGCGGGCAUUAGAAAAACAUUUCGUACUUUACUUUAUUGCCUCUUCUUUUCCUCGAAUUGUACCUAGCUGGAACG
Aaosphaeria arxii CBS 175.79 is the source of this 1676-nucleotide messenger RNA. RefSeq lists its product as uncharacterized. The transcript is spliced from 2 exons. NCBI's taxonomy places the organism in Eukaryota, Fungi, Ascomycota, Dothideomycetes, Pleosporales. The record is from RefSeq and is a predicted model, not a curated record. Bases 362 to 1324 code for a protein of 320 amino acids.